Somion occarium is the source of this 1605-nucleotide messenger RNA. The record is from the annotation of a GenBank genome assembly. Lineage: Eukaryota; Fungi; Basidiomycota; Agaricomycetes; Polyporales; Cerrenaceae.
ACCUCGUGACAUUGAGGUUGAAAAGUCCGACACCUUGAGGUCACCUCGCCUGGCUCGAACCUGCCUCUGCGGCAACACUAGCAUCAACCUUGGCUCAAGCUUGAGAACGCCCGGUGGUGUAGGCUAGGUAGACAAACAAGUCAACUAGUCAUCGCUUAGCAUCGCUUUCAUCCUGUUUUGGCAUAUUUUGGAGCUCCGCAGACCGUGGGAAUGCUUGUUCGACUCAACGCGGCGGCCUCACUCGUAUGAAUCACAUACUCUCCCUCCUACUCCUACAAGCCACUGCUACUUGACUCGAGAAACUUCGUCCCUCCAUGGUGUUCAAGCUGGGCCCGGCUGUUAAAGCCAUGAGCGACGUACUUCAACGUGAACAUAUUCCUGUCAUCCUUUGGGGAGAACUCGCAAUGGAACAAUAUAAGAUCCCAACUGCGAUCAUUCGCUUCGAUGUUCUAGUUCCAGAUGAUAUGCUCACUCGUGCAGCCGAAGCAUUCGAGACUGAAGGCUGGAGAGCCUCUACGGGACCUCUCCCUCGUGCGUUAGCUGGGUUUUGGCAGCCGGGAUGGGACGUGGUUGGAAAGGCAUGCCGCCGAUACCAUUUCCCACCUGGCCUCGUACCUGAUGACAUCAUACUCCUUAUUCUUCCGACCUCUUUCGUUGGCCUUGGUCCAAGCCCAUCCUUAGACUCCGAGGAAUAUACACAGAUUAUAUCAUGGGGUGACGAGUACCUGCCCAACGUGUAUCUACCCUCCAGUCAUCUCAUGGCAAUAACAAUCGCGCGUACUGAUAUCCGCCACACCGUUAAACGCAGCGGCUUAUCCUCGCUGCUACGUGCAUGGGCCUCGUAUUUCUACAUCUAUUGCGACUUCCACGUGGGAUCAUUGGAUGACGCCGAACAAGACGUUCAAGAUUUCUGGCGUUCCUUAAUGGUGGCGCAAUGCCGGGAUAAAGAGAAUUGACGUGGGUAGGAUCCAGCAUUAUCCGCCAAUCAGUUGGAGCGCAACGAAGGGAGAUACGGCUAGUAUUGUGGUUUCACUGCUCAAUGACUGCUGAUUUGUAUCAGUACAAUAAUUGUCCCUUGGACUUCAGCUUCUGUGUGCCUGCGGCGUCCAUCCUCAUCAUUGAACUAUGUUGCCCAGACCGAAAUACAGGCUCUCCAACCAGUCGUGAAAUGGGCAACGAGCGAAUGAAGUCGACGGUCCCCCGGUUACUCGGCGCACUUCAUUGGAACCGCCAAUAUCGAACACCAUAGUACGCCAGAUUCACGUCCCGGCCCUUCGCCAUCCUCCACUUCGUUCCGUCUGCCUCGCAUGAUAAUUGUCUACCUCGGGCGAAGUCAGGUAAUAGUACCGAAGGUGCCUAUGGUGGAGCAACCGUUAGUCCUUUUCCCAGGACAAGCUUAUUUCACAUAUCGGUUAUCGUUGAACCCAGAGAAGCCGUCGCCACGUAGUAUGCCCUCACUCUAGUCAUGGUGGUAUCUUAUUCGAGGAAGUAUCUGAAUCGAUCAGGGAGAAGUGGGUCCGAUCACAUCCUUCGGUUGACGACCUCAAUAGUGCAUACCACACGCCGAGUCGCUUGCAACCUGGGAAUGUCGAGAUUGUUUCCGAC